GCAUAUACUAGUCUCAAAUGAUUUGUUCCAGCAAGCCACAAAAAGGAAUAUGUUGUCUUCCAGUUGAUUUGGGAAGGGGGUAAAGGCAAAAGGGGGAGGCUUUGUGGCACGGGCUAAAGGUUGCAAAAGGUGACGGAGAGAAAGGGUUAGCACUUUUUAAAAUUAUAUAUAUAUCGUUUACGUGUUGGAUGAAGCCUAAAGCUGCCAGAUAGCUUCUUUUCGACAGCUUGGAGUUACUGUUGGGAACAGAUCCAUGUAUGGAAGCGAAAGCAGAAAAGCAGAGAUAAGCCGCUAUCCAGCUAUGCAAACCAUGUUUAGAGACACUUAAAGGACAAGCAUCCAAACUUCUUUCUUUCUGGUAAAUGCAGAGGAGCUAUCAUAUGAAGUUCUCACUCCACACAGCCCGAAACAGAGGUGCCGGGACUUGACAGGCGGUUGGAAAACGUUGGGAAACUGGUACGAGAAGCCAAUCAUGAUGGGAUUAAAGAAUCUAGCUGCCUUUCCUGGUGGUCUUCACCUUUUAAGUGUUUGUGUGCUCUUGCUGCUAUUUCACAUGGACAAAGUGCAUGCAGAACAUCUGUCCGAAAAUGCCAGCGAAGCUGAUGCGUGCACUGGUACCUAUUUCUGUAAGAAAGGUGUGAUUUUGCCAAUCUGGGAGCCUCAAGACCCUUCCUUUGGAGAUAAAAUAGCAAGAGCUACCGUAUACUUUGUGGCUAUGGUCUAUAUGUUUCUAGGAGUAUCCAUCAUAGCAGACCGCUUCAUGUCAUCCAUAGAAGUUAUCACAUCCCAAGAAAGAGAGAUCACGAUCAAGAAACCCAAUGGCGAGACCACCAAGACGACUGUUAGAGUUUGGAACGAGACUGUUUCCAACUUAACGCUGAUGGCUCUGGGCUCUUCUGCACCUGAGAUUCUCCUUUCUGUCAUUGAAGUGUGCGGCCAUGGCUUCACUGCAGGGGACCUUGGGCCGAGCACCAUUGUAGGAAGUGCUGCUUUUAACAUGUUUGUCAUCAUAGCCAUCUGUGUCUACGUUGUCCCUGAUGGGGAGGUUAGGAAGAUUAAGCACCUCCGUGUGUUUUUCGUCACGGCCGCUUGGAGCAUCUUUGCCUACACAUGGCUCUACCUGAUUUUGUCUGUCAUAUCGCCUGGGGUUGUCGACGUCUGGGAAGGCUUGCUCACCUUGUUCUUUUUCCCCAUCUGCGUGGUGUUCGCAUGGGUUGCGGACAGAAGGCUUUUGUUCUACAAGUACGUCUACAAGAAGUACAGGGCUGGCAAGCAGAGGGGCAUGAUCAUCGAGCACGAAGGCGAAGGGCCACAGUCCAAAGCGGACAUUGAAAUGGAUGGGAAGGUGGUGAAUUCUCAUGUCGAAAGCUUCUUGGACGGCACCCUGGUCCUAGAGGUGGACGAGAAGGACCACGAUGAUGAGGAAGCAAGGAGGGAAAUGGCCAGGAUCCUCAAAGAGCUGAAGCAGAAGCACCCAGACAAAGAAGUUGAGCAGCUGAUAGAGCUAGCUAACUAUCAGGUAUUGAGCCAGCAGCAAAAGAGCCGAGCCUUUUACCGUAUCCAGGCUACUCGGCUCAUGACGGGAGCUGGCAACAUACUGAAGAGGCAUGCAGCUGACCAGGCAAGGAAAGCGGUCAGCAUGCACGAGGUCAACUGUGAAGUGGCAGACAACGACCCCAUCAGUAAGGUCUUUUUUGAGCAGGGCACCUACCAGUGCCUAGAGAACUGUGGCACGGUAGCUCUAACUAUUGCUCGCCGAGGUGGCGAUUUGACCAAGACCAUCUCAGUUGACUUCCGAACAGAAGAUGGCACAGCCAACGCUGGCUCCGACUAUGAGUUCACUGAAGGGACUGUGGUGUUUAAGCCAGGCGAGAUGCAGAAGGAAAUACGGGUGGGCAUAAUUGACGAUGAUAUAUUUGAGGAAGACGAGAACUUCCUCGUUCACCUCAGUAAUGUGAAAAUGUUAUCUGAGGAGGGAGAAGACGGUGUUCUGGAGGUCAACCACAUUGCAACCGUGGCUUGCCUGGGGUCGCCUGCUACUGCCACUGUCACGAUCUUUGACGACGACCACGCUGGCAUUUUUACCUUUGAGGAGCCAGUCACUCACGUGAGUGAGAGCGUGGGAACGAUGGAAGUGAGAGUGCUACGGACAUCUGGAGCGCGAGGAAAUGUUAUUGUGCCCUACAAAACCCUCGAAGGCACGGCCAAAGGGGGCGGAGAGGACUUCGAAGACACUUGCGGAGAGCUUGAGUUCCAGAACGACGAGAUUGUCAAAGUGGUAUCAAUCAAAGUAAUUGAUGAUGAGGAGUAUGAGAAAAACAAGACAUUCUACGUUGAGAUUGGGGAGCCCCGUCUGGUGGAGAUGAGUGAAAAGAAAGCCCUGUUGUUGAAUGAGCUUGGUGGCUUCACAAUUACAGGGAAACGUUUGAACGGCAAACCUGUCUUCCGGAAGGUACAUCCUAGAGACCAUCCCUUUCCUUCUACUGUAAUCAACAUUCAAGAAGAGAACGAAGAGAAGCAACCACUGACGAGCAAAGAGGAGGAAGAGCGUCGCAUUGCAGAAAUGGGGCGCCCCAUCUUAGGGGAGCAUACGAAGCUGGAAGUGAUUAUUGAGGAGUCCUACGAGUUUAAGAACACCGUGGACAAGCUCAUUAAGAAGACAAACCUAGCUCUUGUGGUUGGAACAAACAGCUGGAGAGAACAGUUCAUUGAAGCUAUCACUGUCAGCGCCGGAGAGGACGAUGACGACGACGAAUGUGGGGAAGAGAAGCUGCCCUCCUGCUUUGACUAUGUGAUGCACUUUCUGACCGUCUUCUGGAAGGUCCUUUUUGCCUUUGUCCCCCCUACGGACUACUGGAAUGGUUGGGCUUGUUUUGUUGUGUCCAUCCUAAUGAUCGGCCUUCUGACUGCGUUCAUCGGGGACUUGGCGUCCCAUUUUGGCUGCACCAUUGGGCUGAAGGAUUCUGUGACUGCAGUCGUGUUCGUGGCAUUGGGGACUUCAGUGCCAGACACAUUUGCCAGCAAGGUGGCAGCCACGCAGGAUCAAUACGCAGACGCUUCCAUAGGCAACGUCACCGGGAGCAACGCAGUGAAUGUUUUCCUUGGGAUUGGUGUCGCCUGGUCCAUCGCUGCCAUCUACCACGCAGCCAACGGCAGGGCAUUUGAAGUCCAGCCAGGCACCCUGGCUUUCUCCGUCACCCUCUUCACUAUAUUUGCUUUUAUCAGUGUUGGCGUGCUCCUCUACCGGCGGAGACCGGAGAUUGGAGGUGAGCUGGGCGGGCCACGGACUGCCAAGAUUCUGACCUCAUCCCUCUUUGUGCUCCUCUGGCUCUUGUACAUAUUAUUCUCAUCUCUGGAAGCCUACUGCCACAUACAGGGCUUCUAAAAGAACUAUUGGAGAGAGCAUCUAUAUGUAUCUAUAUAUACAGAGAGAGAGAAAAAGAGAGAGAUAGGUAUAUAGAUAUAGAUCUAAUAUUAUUGAACUGAGGAAGAAAAGACAUUUUGCCAUGUUCACUUAUCUACUGAUGGAAUGUAGCUUUGCGGUAGGAGUUUGGAACCUGCAGGACUCUCCACCAGGGGCAGCGUCAUAGAAACGGAGGCACAGGGGCAGGGCCAUCUUUGCAACUCAACCUACGAGGUCACGAUGGAGUUACUUUCUAUUUCCCCCUUCUCCCCCCCUAGAUGAGGACUGAUCCGACUGCAGUUGGGGGGGAGGGCCUUGAUUGGAAUGGCAAAAGGCCAGGUUCAGCUAUAUCGUAUUGAGUGGAUGACUUUCCAAGGGGAGUUCUUGACUUUCUUACCGAUAUCUUUGUUGCCUUCUUCAUAACUCAAGAAUGAGCCGAAUCAUCGCCCUCAAAGAAAACUUGUGAGUGUGGAGUGACAUACACGGUCCGGGGGCUUUCUAGCCUCCAUGCUGUUUUGGGAUGUGGUUGGUUGUUGUUGUUGUUUUGUAUUCUUCCCCCUUUGCUGUCCAGCUAUUAAGAGUACCUUACGUUGAAAACAACCACACAAAUCCCUUUCCCCGUUUUUUUCCUUUUCUUUUGGAACUGUAUUUAUGAUUGGUUCAUCCAGUCCCCCUUUAAAAGAAAAAUGAUCUUCUUAGACAGCCUUUGACCAGCACUCCAUUUGCUCCGAAACUGUGGAAUUUACAGACACAUGCCCAAAGCCCUAAUGUCCAACUCCUGCUUCGCUUUUUUGUUCUCGCUCUGACGUGCCUCGUCAGAUUUGUUUCACUUACCUCCUGUGCCCUUGCCCACCCUGCUGCCACUCUUCGCUGCUCUGCUCCUUCUCAUGCUCCUCUUUGGGAAUGCUUUCAUGGUACUUGCUGUAACACUUUGCAUGAAAGAAGCAAACCAUAAUCUGUAAUAUAGCAUUGAAUAGCGGUGAUAGUCUGCUCAGCGAUGCCGAUUGAACACUGAAGAUGCAAGUAUGUGGUCUUUUUUCUCUCUCUCUCUUUCUUUCCACACUUUUCCUUUCCUUUUUAACAAACAGGACGAGAGGCAGGAAAUAGCUGGCAGUCCUUUGCUCUGCAUAAGUGUCCUAAGAAGCAAUAACCAAGAGAUGUGUGGAAAUGCGUGUGUUUUAAAAGGGGAAAUUUGCGCAGAGUCUUAGGCCAUUCUAGAAUGGGAUCUUACCUGCCAGCUGAGCUUAGGAUCAACUUGAACAUAGGAACCUGCUUAUACUGAGUCAGGCCAAUGGCCCAUCUAGCACAGUACUGUCUACUCUGACUGGCAGAGGCAUCUUCCAGCUACCUACCAUUUUUAACUCAAGAGUCCAUGGAUCAAACCUGGGACUUUCGGCAUACAAAGCAUAGGCUCUACCACUGAGUUGCAGAUGUGUAGAACCUGCUUUGCAUCUAGUCUGUAUGAACUAAGUGGGUCUUAGCAUUGCUCACGCUAAGUAUGAGUAGCCAUAUCAAGCCCUAAAUAAGCAGGAUACCCUUGAGCUUUUCUUCAAUUGUCAGUUUCCCCUCCCCAAUAUAUUUAUGCUGUGUUUGUUUCUGACUUUAAGUACCUGAUGUGCCAACCCUUUGGCACCUUUGGCUUCAGCACUUUGAAAACCUGUACCCUGGUCCAGUCUUCAUGAAGGGCACCUUGCAGACACAGUUAGAUUUAGUCCCCUCCAAUGGAUGUUAAACAUUCCACUACCCACCGAUCUUCAUUGUCCUAGCUAGGAAAAGUGGCAAAUCUUGCAUUGUCCAGCAGUGGAUGCAGUUUGUCCCUGGGAACUAGAAGUUGGACUCCUGCUAUUUAUUAGUUAUUCAUUGUGAGCUAUAGACUCAGUCCUUGUACAAUUGCACAGAGAGGUACUGAAACAGCUUUUGCUUUGGAAAUGCUAUCAUCCAGCGCUCAGGUACAGAGGAUGCUUGCUUUGUUGCUGGGUUGUUUGUUUUUUCCAUCUCUCCCCGUCCACCUUUCUUCCCCCACACCUUUCUCAUUUAUCAGAUCCCCACCCUGUCUCCAAGCUCUGGUGCUCAUGGAAGGAACAAGCCAUUUAGAAAAGGAUCAGAACAAGAGAAGUCAGCCAGUCUUAAGAUACCACCAGGGUAGCAUGGAAGGACUCUUCAAGGCAUGGCUAGAGGGAACCAAAACCCUGUGGUGAUUGUAGGAAAGGAUCAGGUCUACACAUCAGGAGAUCCAAAAAUAGAAGUGAAGGGGGCUGCUCGGCAGUCAUGAGCCACUGUUGCUUGCUCUGUAGAUGGAGAAGAUGCAGGAGUGGUGAGGAGAGAGAAUUCUGACUGUAGCAGCUUGGGACUACUUGAGUGGAGACAAAAAUGGGUACCCAGGGCUGAGUGAGGGGAGCUGUUCAAGCAAGCAGGACGAGGGGAGCUGUUCGAGGAAGCAUCUGAAUUGACACAGCAGGAAAAGGGGAGAUUAGGAAGACAGAGCCUGCUGAAAUAAAUCCGCUCUCCCACCGUAAUAGAACAACAAGGUCCACUUGGUGGAGAUGUGCAAGAGCUCAUCACCAAUGCUUCCUUCCUCUUAAGCAAAGUCUAUUUACAGGGGAACAGAAACACAGUCAAUCUUUUUGGCAGACAAGUGCACACAGUGUGUGCACCUUCCCUGGCCACAUUAAAGCUAGUGGGUGUGCACUUCUGGAAUUAAAAAAAAGACCCAUGCAAACACUUCCUUAAGUACAGUCCUGCAUCUCAGUUGGGUGAGCAGUUCCGGAGAGAGCUAAGAGGAUGGUUUUCAGGGUGGCGAGCAGCUGCCAACUGAAGGGAAGGCAAAUCCAUUCACACUUUUGAUCUCCUAAAACGGUGAUUCAUGCUCAGGAGUGAGGUUGUUGGUCCACCUAGCUCAGUUCUGUCUACUCCCAGUGGCAGUGUUUCUCUGGGGUUUUGCAUCAGACAUGCCAGAGGCUGCAACUGGGGCCUUAUGUGCAAAGCGUAACAGCUGUGGCUCUGCAGUGUGUGCGUGGCCUUAUGAUUUGAGUGGCGUUGCUUGGGGACAAAAGGAAGGUGGUGGAAUUUGCAAGCCAUGCCCCAAAACCUAGUCUUUCUUCCGCUGGUACAUGUAAUGGCAGUAUCAGGGAGCGUCCUUAGAGCCACAUUAUUUCCUCUAUAGAUUGACCCCAAACAACUGCUCUUCUCUCACACUGUGACACAUGGAGUGAUUCCCCCCACACACACACACACACAAAAAUAUAUAAUCACAUGCCAGGAGCAAAAUGGUUGGGUCUAUCCAUUCUAAGAAGCAGGAGGGGGCAGAUAGCAAUAGACCACCUCCAUCUUGUAAAACAACAGGAAACUGUGUCCAUGCACCUUAGCUGGACCAGAACAUCAACUGCUAUAGGAUCAUUUGUUAAACGUCAGAGGAAAAUCUAAUUGUAUCAUUAUAAUGAUUGAAUUGAGGAUGUUGCAGGGGGAGGUGGGUUCUCUCUUUGUAUUAGCAGAUUUCUUACUAGACUACAGCCUCCAGAUUCAUUCAAGUCCAUGGUAUUUUUGCCAAUGUAAUGAAUGAGAGGUGUGGAACGGCCCAGAGCCAGGCUCGAGAGUUUCCUGUUCAUUUUAAGUGGGGGGGGGGGAUAAAGGCAAGCUUUACAUGCACAUUUUGUUGUCCGUUGAAAUGAAGGAGAAGCCCUGUGCACACAUAACACUUCCCUGCGCCUAUCCUUCAUUAUUUGUGAUUGCGGAAAUAAAACACUGCUGGUCAAAUCCUUAGUAGCUUCUUCUGGGCCAGCUGAAGUCUUGUGAAUUAACUUUCCAUCCGCAUCACAUAGUAAAAGGGACAGAGGUUAGCCUAGGCUUUUGCCCAGUCUGUGAAAUGCUUGAGUUGUCCUGUUGUGAAUUUUUCUUUUUAAAAUGGAGUGAAUAAUAUUUCCCUCCCCACCCCGUAAAAAAAUUUUCUUCACUUUUGAGGAUUUCUUUUUCCUGUUUGGUUUCAUUUGAUUUGUUUGUUGGGGUGGGUGGGGGAGGGGAGAAAAUCAAGCAACGAUUGGGGUUGUUCAGGGAUUAUAAUAAUAAUAAUAAUUAAUAUUAUUAUGGCUGUGUUUGUGUAAAAUUAUUUCAUUUCAUCUUGUUUGUUUGUUUUCCUUCAUUUUUAUUUGCGUGUAUUGUGCACAGUAACGGAGAGGCAGUGAGUACACUGAUUGUGAUCAAUGGUACACUGAGGCACAGAAAAAAAAUAAAAUUUAUAAUUGGUUCUGAUUUGAACAUUA
Molecule: messenger RNA, 7659 nt
Organism: Podarcis raffonei (Aeolian wall lizard)
Lineage: Eukaryota; Metazoa; Chordata; Lepidosauria; Squamata; Lacertidae
Gene: SLC8A1
Product: solute carrier family 8 member A1
Exons: 11
Coding region: 473-3385 (970 amino acids)
Biological process (GO): calcium ion import across plasma membrane; sodium ion transmembrane transport; cell communication
Cellular component (GO): axon; sarcolemma; postsynapse
Molecular function (GO): calcium:sodium antiporter activity
Source: RefSeq, a predicted model, not a curated record